ACUCCUCAGCUCGACCGGCUGCUCUGCUGAACCCACCAAAAUGCGAAGUGUGAUCUCAGUGACGCUGCUGCUGCUGCUGGCUCUGACGCUCACCGCCGAGGCCAACAAGAGAGCCAAAAACCACAAAGGUGGGAAACAUGAGAAGUCCCGGCCGGCGUCCGACUGCUCCUCUGCAGAGACGCAGUACGGGAAAUGCGUCCCAGAAAACGGAGACUGUGGAGACGGUCUGAGAGAGGCCACCUGUAAAGAUCGCACCGACAAGAUCCACUGCAAGAUCCCCUGCAACUGGAAGAAGAACAUCAGUGACUGCAAGUACAAGUUCGGCCCGUGGGGAGCCUGUGACGGCGUCACCAACACCAAGAGCCGGUCAGGAACUCUGAAGCGAGCGCUGUUCAACGCCGACUGUCAAACUACCGUCAGCGUGUCCAAACCCUGCUCCCCCAAAGUCAAGAAAAGCAGAGGAGAGAAGAAGUCAAACUGAAGGACGGAGACGAGACGCAGAAGACGGCAGGUUUCUCUCCUCUUCCUCCAGCUGAACAAUCGUCUUCCUCCUUUAUCAAACACAAACAAACCGAGAGACUCCAAAACACACCGACCACCUUUUCACUUUGAUUCUUGUAUUUCCAGUUUGAUGUUGUUGUGUUGAUUAAGUGUGGAAAGCUUUCCUGGUGUCCUCCCUCUAGAUGAAUAAUACUGUCCUCAUAGCUGAUAGUUUAACAGUAAAUCCUGUUAGUUCAAAGCUUUUUACAGUAGCUCAAGUUUAAAUUAACAUCCAAGAAAUGUUCUGAUCUGUCUGAAAACUCUCCUCCAGGCUCCGGACGUCGCUCUCUGGACUGUUUGUUUUUAGACACAUUUAAAAUAUGUAAAAAUUGGGAAGCUUGGAUGGAUCUGUGAUGGCACGUUCCUCUAUAAAAUCUAUUUUUUGAAGUAUGGAUUAUUGACGCUGCAAGAUGAGACUUGUAUAAAAGAACAAAUUAAAUACUGUACAUUGUUUUGGUGAAGUUUGGUCUGUUCAUUGUUCUUCUGAAGGACAAAAUAAUACACGAUGAUCCUGCACAACAACGCUUCAACACGUACGCUCACCACACCGACAUGAAGCUGCACCUUCUUCUUCUGGUGACUUUCUGUUAUUUAUAUCCUGUUCUGAUGUCAUGGUCAAAGUUGAGAGGCUAGAGGUGAACGUAUGUAGAAAUGCUGCCUGUAAGGCAAAGCUCAG
Molecule: messenger RNA, 1216 nt
Organism: Thunnus maccoyii (southern bluefin tuna)
Lineage: Eukaryota; Metazoa; Chordata; Actinopteri; Scombriformes; Scombridae
Gene: mdkb
Product: midkine b
Exons: 5
Coding region: 41-481 (146 amino acids)
Molecular function (GO): growth factor activity
Source: RefSeq, a predicted model, not a curated record